AUGCCAUCUGCGACGAAAUCUGCCGCCAAGGCGGCUGGCAGGGGGGACCAUGACGAAUUGGAUAAUUAUAAUGUUGGCGACCUCUCGGACGACCCAUUUGCGACACCCAGCCCGCCAUCCAAGAACAAACGCAAAACGGCCGAUGCUGGGCUAGGUAUUGAUGAGGAGGUGGAUGUACAAAAAAGAGCUAGGGUGCCAACUGUGAAGCUUGAUGAGGAGAGACUCCUGAGCGCCGCCGGCAUCCCCAAGUUGCGACGACGGGCCCAGGGACUAAUACUCAAGGGCAAAGGCCACGAGUUUUCCGACAUGACACGACUACUCUCAUUCUACCAGCUUUGGCUCGAUGACCUGUACCCGAAAGCGCGAUUCCUCGACGCCCUGGCCAUGGUCGAAAAGGCCGGCCACAAGAAGCGCCUCAUGACUGCGCGAAACGAGUGGCUGAACGAGCGCAAGCCCAAAUCCGCCGAUGAAAAAGAUGAUGACGAUGAUCCGUUUGCCCUUGAAGAAAGUGCCGACACGACAGACAGCGCCGCCGUCCGGCUGCCUGAACGCCCCGGCGCCGGCCGCCUCAUCCAGAGCCGCGAGGGGGGCAAGGGAGGGCCAAGCACGGCGCCGCGCGACCAUCCAGACGACUUUUCCGAAGACGACGACCUGUACAAUGUGACGCCACGUGCGGGGCCGCGACCAGGUCUCACGGCGCUGCAGCCGGAUGCGCCAGACGACGACGACCUGGAUGCGCUCAUGGCCGAGGCAGAAGAUCACGACAGCAGGCCGCUGCCGCCGGCGAAGAAGACGGCGCAGCGGCAGAAUGAGGGUGAUGACUUGGAUGACUUGAUGGCAGAAGCGGAGGAGCAGGACUCGCGGCCGGCAAAGAGUCUGUUUGGGAACCCGAGCGCGAGCAAGCCGACUGCGACGGAUUGGGACGAUGACGAGGCGGCGAUGCGCGAGAUGGAGGGGUUCUGA
Akanthomyces muscarius is the source of this 963-nucleotide messenger RNA. RefSeq lists its product as uncharacterized. Gene Ontology annotation, molecular function: DNA binding. The record is from RefSeq and is a predicted model, not a curated record. Lineage: Eukaryota; Fungi; Ascomycota; Sordariomycetes; Hypocreales; Cordycipitaceae. The transcript is spliced from 3 exons. Bases 1 to 963 code for a protein of 320 amino acids. Gene Ontology annotation, cellular component: replication fork protection complex; nucleus. Gene Ontology annotation, biological process: replication fork arrest; DNA replication checkpoint signaling; DNA damage response.